Molecule: messenger RNA, 962 nt
Organism: Fimicolochytrium jonesii
Lineage: Eukaryota; Fungi; Chytridiomycota; Chytridiomycetes; Spizellomycetales; Powellomycetaceae
Product: inorganic phosphate transporter Pho88
Exons: 6
Coding region: 199-762 (187 amino acids)
Biological process (GO): protein targeting to ER
Cellular component (GO): mitochondrion; endoplasmic reticulum
Source: RefSeq, a predicted model, not a curated record
GAAUGUGAACCCUUCAUCGGGGCGCGCGCGUCUAUUAUAGACUCUAGAGUCUUUUCUGGAGGCCCAGCCUUGUUCAGAGCCUUGUUCCACUUCCAAACGGAAGUGCCCCUCCACAAGAGCCGGUGAUCCGACUGCAACAACUCCCUACCACAUACCCGCCACGACGUUCCCCCACCCCCCCGGUACACAUCCCGCACAAUGAACCCCGCCAUCACAAACCUCAUUGUGGUCUUUGGGCUCAUGCAAGUGGCCAACAAGUUUGAGCUCGACAAGGAGGAGAACACCCCUUACCUCCGUGCUGCCUACCUCGGCAUGCAGAUCAUCUCCGUCAUUGUUUGGGGUCUCAUUUACAGCAAGGUCGUCGCCGCUAAUGACCAAACACCACUAGUCUACACGGAAGCUGCGAACGCUCUAGACCCCAGCAACACAACCACAAUCCGCACCACCGUCAAAGACUACGACAUCAAGAAGAUCAUCGAGCAGCUCCGCUCGCAGGCCAUCGCCGCAGCCAUCCUGGGUCUCAUGCACUUCAAGUUUGGAUACCUCCGCCCCCUUCUCUUGCAGUCCAUCCUCGGCUUCAAGGCUCUCUACUCGACUCAGCUUGUUCAGAUCCAUCUAUUGGGCAAGCAGCCUGUUGCGGAGCUGGUUAGGCCCUGGAAGGCCGCUAACCCUUUCGGGGAAACCGUCAAGCCAACAACCGAAAAGGAAAUCAAGGCCAAGGAGAAGCGGGAAGCCAAGAAGAAGGCCAACCACCAGGACUAAACCUACUUUGCGAGAAAAUACUUCUGCCCAACGAUCACUAAUAUGACAUGCAUGGGUGGAGACCGCCGUAUAUUUAUGUAUAGCAUUUUUGCGAAGCGGACAUUAUAUGCGUUUCCGGCCGGAUGCCGAGAGCUCAAAAGAGAAAAAAACUAUUGCGAUAUUGCAAGGGGAAAGGGAAGAAAGUCAUGUAUGUAGUUACC